Messenger RNA from Cherax quadricarinatus, 629 nucleotides. RefSeq names its product RNA polymerase III subunit K (gene Polr3K). Gene Ontology annotation, molecular function: zinc ion binding; nucleic acid binding. NCBI's taxonomy places the organism in Eukaryota, Metazoa, Arthropoda, Malacostraca, Decapoda, Parastacidae. Gene Ontology annotation, biological process: DNA-templated transcription; termination of RNA polymerase III transcription. The record is from RefSeq and is a predicted model, not a curated record. Gene Ontology annotation, cellular component: RNA polymerase III complex.
AACUUACUUACCGACACUUGGGUGGCCUUUAACCACCAUAACAAGAACCACCAGAUGGCUGCCAAUUUUCCGCUUAUAUUAUACCAGUUUUGAUUCCAUCUGUGUUGCAAUUUUUCUAAUAUUUGGAGCAUAUAAGUGGUACAUCUUGAGGAGCAGAUAAAUGUCUUGUUUCGGAGGAACACGAGGAGUAAUGCUCACUGAACGACUAACAAAGGUAGACUGAGUCACGAAUAUAUGACCGGCCGCGUCCUGCGGGCAGGCGGACGCAUCUGAUGUAACUAAGAAUGUUGUAUUUUUGUCCCACUUGCGCAAAUCUACUGAUCGUGGAGGAGGGCUCACAGGGUAUGCGCUUCUCUUGUGUCACCUGUCCAUAUGUUUUCCCAAUCAAGAGAUGUGUGUCAUACAAGAUUUACCCUAAAAUGAAGGCACUUGAUGAUGUUCUUGGAGGUUCAGCUGCUUGGAAAAACGUUGAUUCUACUGAUGAACCUUGCCCUAAGUGUGCUCACCCUAGAGCCUACUUCAUGCAAGUGCAGACAAGAUCGGCUGAUGAGCCUAUGACUCUGUUCUACAAAUGCUGCUCACCUACUUGUGGUCAUCGCUGGAAAGAAUAAAAUCUAUCACUGAUUGAG